AUGAACUUCUGCGACGGUAGGCCACCACCCCUUAGCUCAGCAGCAGCAGCAGCAGCAGCAGCAGCAGCAGCAGCAGCAGCAGCAGCAGAAGGAGCGGCAGCAGCAGCUGCAGAAGUAGCAGCAGUAGCAGCAGCACUAGUGGCAGCAGCAGCAGGGGCAGCACCAGAUUCUCCGCAUCGUAGUGAACCUUUGAGAAGGCCGAGCCAGCAGCAGCAGCAGCAACAACAAAGCAAGCAGCAGCAGCAGCAGCAGCAGCAGCAGAAAAAGCUCAGAAGGACGCAGCCAGACUUGUCGAGCUUCGGUAAGGAAUGCAUGCAGCAGCGGUGA
Eimeria necatrix is the source of this 327-nucleotide messenger RNA. RefSeq lists its product as hypothetical. The record is from RefSeq and is a predicted model, not a curated record. NCBI's taxonomy places the organism in Eukaryota, Apicomplexa, Conoidasida, Eucoccidiorida, Eimeriidae. The coding region runs from base 1 to 327 and encodes 108 amino acids. The transcript has 2 exons.